AUCCAGGAGCUGGAGUGUCGACACAUGGUGGUGACUGAGACUCCCUCCCCAGCAGUGGUGGCGCAGACCAGCAGUGUUCCUCUGGUGGCUGGUACAGUCACAACCGUGCAGCGACCGGAGAGCUCUGAGAGUGAGCAUUCGGAAGACAUUGUCAGUGUCAGCGGCGGCGAGACCUUUCAAGCCAUCCGGGAGGUGCAGUGGUCACAGACCUCCAGGCACAUGAUGCAGGAGAAGGGACUGUACAGGAAACAUUCUCUGGACCAUCCCCUCCUGAAGGGCUUCGCUACAUACUUGGAGAAGGAUCUCCUGAAUGAAAAUUUUAAGCAGGAGGUGGAAAAUGUCAGCAGGUUCAUGUUUUAUAUGAACCCUCUGAAGCCUUCCCUGGAAUUUGUCAGGGAGACAGAGAAGGCCGGGCUCUUCUUUCGGGAGCUGAGUGAGGCCGGGCUGUCCGGGCAGACCCAGGCGACCUACCUGAAGAGCCUGAAGAGAUUCCUGAAGUACCACACUGUCGUCACCGACCUCCGGCAGGACAACAGAGGACUGUGGAACGAUGCCAAGUUCUUCAUGGAGGACCUGAGCUCACUACAGCAGAGCUGUGCUAAGCUGGUGAUUAAGGAGAUCAUCCAGAGGAGGUGAGUUCAAUCGUUAUA
Messenger RNA from Brienomyrus brachyistius, 650 nucleotides. RefSeq lists its product as uncharacterized. The coding region runs from base 25 to 636 and encodes 203 amino acids. NCBI's taxonomy places the organism in Eukaryota, Metazoa, Chordata, Actinopteri, Osteoglossiformes, Mormyridae. The record is from RefSeq and is a predicted model, not a curated record. The transcript has 4 exons.